Molecule: messenger RNA, 1659 nt
Organism: Closterium sp. Yama58-4
Lineage: Eukaryota; Viridiplantae; Streptophyta; Zygnematophyceae; Desmidiales; Closteriaceae
Source: the annotation of a GenBank genome assembly
AUGGAGAGUCACGGUCGUGGCGCGGUUGACGGAAGGCGGCUGCUGCUGCUAGCCGCGUCUACCUCCUUGACGUUUCUCGUCGUCACCGCGUCGAUCGCCAGGGAUCAGCCAAGCGCUGGCAGGCAGCUAGUGCAGCAGCGGAACCUGGUGGGCCGAGUGGAGGAAUUCGAAGGCGAACUGGGUUACCACGUGAAAGACAAAACCAGGUCCCAUCCUGAGCGCAUCAGAUUGGCCAACUACCCCCUGGGAUUUCCCCUGGACACGGCCUUACUGCCCAACAUAAUGAUGGGCUAUUAUGACCGCUUGAAAGGACCAAACCCCAAAGCCUUCGACCCGUUCAGGCACCUGGCCAGGCACCCCAGCGCCUCAGGUGGUUCUUCAGGUGGUUCCUCAGGUGCAGGCGACGCAAGCUCUCUCGUGAAGCUGGCCUGCCACGGGCCGCCGUGCCCCUCGUUCGGACCCUGCUCAGGUGAAUUUCCAAACAUCCAGGCGUGCUGGAACGAACACCUGGUGGAUGAAGAAGAGAAGGACAUAACCCCCCCAGUCAACUGCCCCCUUAAGAGCAGUGCAGAGGGAGAGGGAGCAGCAGCGGCAAGGGGAGGGAAGGCGAGGGGAGUGUUGGAUUAUAACGAGACAUGCUCGCAUAAGCAGGAUUUCUCCCCGCAUGACGCAUCGGCGCUGCAGCUGUUCCGGGUGGAAAGCGUGUUUGUGACGUUCGAUGGGCUUGUGGUGAACCGCUCGCACGCGUUUGUCAAGAACGGGUGCCGCCGCUGGUGGCGCAAGGCCAACUACGGCCCAGAGCACAGGGUGCAGCAUGUGGCAGGAGCGGCGUUCAACUGGGCGUCCGUGCCUGCAGCCAACUUCUAUCACUUCAUGAUCGAGCUCCUCCCGCUCUUCCUCGUCGCUCUGCCGCUCAUGCCCUCGCCUCUCCGGGACGUUCCAUGGCUCGUGCGCGAGGGCCAGUGGCCGCUGUACGAGCAGCUGGGGGCACCAAUCAUCGGCAUCGAGCCAAGCGCCAUCCGCUUGCUCCCCAUGGUUGAGAACGACCUCUUCUAUGCUGACGUGCUCUUCCAGCCCAUGUUCCAAGACUGCGACCACCCCAGUCGUCCCCUCUGGCGUCUACUGCGUCGCCACCACCUGCUGCACCCCACAGGCCUCCCCCUUUUCAACCCCGACUGGACCUACCGCGCCCAACCGCCCCUCACCGCACUCCAAGCUCAGGAACUCCCCAGCAACUGGGUGAUUCUGCUGGCCAGGCGCCCUGAGGGGAAGCGGCGCUUCCUAGUGAACUACAAGGAGGUGGAAGCGGAGGUUAUGCGGGUUUUUGGGCCCGAGAGAGUUGUUAUAUUCGAAGGCUCUCUGCCGAUUCUAGAAGCCCGUGCGCUCUUCAGACGCACGCGCCUAUUCAUAGCAAGCCAUGGGGCGUCCCUCACCAACAUGAUCUUCAUGCCAGAAGGAACAACAGUGCUGGAAAUCCGGCCGCACGAGUGUUUCGUGACGGUGUUCCACCUGCUUGCCAAUGCCUGCUCGCUCUCCUACCACGUUGUGUUCAGUAAAGGAAACUGGUCGUCGAAUUCCGUAGCUGAUGUGCCUGAAGUAACGCGCGCGCUAGAAGAUAUUCAGACGAUUUUCUUGGAAGAGGAUAGAGGACUUGGGUAA